AUGGGUUGGGAGGGGGGGGGGAGAGGUUGCGGACCCUCGCCCGAUGUCGAGGCCUUGACCGAUCCGUCGGUCGAGGACCCGAAUGUGGUCUUCCGCGGGCUGGACCCCUCGGCCCAGGAGAACCUCAUCCGCACCGAGGGCCCGAACGGGACGCUGGAGUCGCCAUCGCAGCGGCGCAGCCGCACCCGCUCGCUCUAUGUGGCCAUGGCGAUUCUCUUCUUCGGCGCCAUGAUGGCCAGCGUCACGGUCCCCUCGCUAUACCUCUUCCUGGAAUCCAUGAAGCCCGGACCCACCAUGACCCCGUCCUCGGGCACGGAUAGCCACCUGGAGCUGGGCAUCGUGUCGGCCAUGUUCCCCCUGGGGCAGCUGCUCGGCUUGCCGGUGACCAACUACUGGUAUGUCCGAAAGAACGCCCGACAGGUGUUCAUCACCAUGGGGAUCUUUUCCAUCAUCUUCAGCAUGGGAUACCUGUUUGCAUUGAAUCGCUUUGCGAUCCUGCUGUCGCGCUUCUCCCUGGGCUUCUGCUUGAGUGGCACCCUCAUCACGCUGCCGUACAUUGCCCACUCGACGCCGGUUGUGGGGUCCGGGUCCUCGGGCUCCGAGCGUUUCUAUUUCAUUUCCAUCUCCACGACCUUGCUCGAGACCGGCUUUGCCCUGGGCCCGGUGUUCGGCGUGCUGAUGAUGAAUGUCAGCUUCUAUGUCGGUGUGUUUUGGGGGUCCUUGCCUUUCCUUUUUUUUCUUUUCGCUGCCCCGGGGCUCGGGUUGGUGCUCUGCUGA
This is a messenger RNA of Fonticula alba, 777 nucleotides long. RefSeq lists its product as hypothetical. The transcript is spliced from 6 exons. The coding region runs from base 1 to 777 and encodes 258 amino acids. NCBI's taxonomy places the organism in Eukaryota, Rotosphaerida, Fonticulaceae. Gene Ontology annotation, molecular function: transmembrane transporter activity. The record is from RefSeq and is a predicted model, not a curated record.